CUCAGUGUCAGUGGUCCAGCAUGGAGCGGCUGCUGUUGUCUGUCUGCAGCUAACCUGAAGCAGCCUGGAUGGAGAACCGGUGGUCUCUCAUCAUCCACCUGCACUGACUAGAGACACCAGCAGCCUGGUCACCAUGGAGCCUGGCAGAGUUUGGUCCAGAUAUCAGAGGACGGUGCUGAUCACAAUGAUGAUGUUCAAGCUGGGAUUAUUGUGCACAGCAGCAGCAGACAGCUGUUUAUCCUCUCCUUGCAACAAUGGUGCAACAUGUUUGGACCACGGGGAUGAAUAUGUGUGUGUGUGCAUCAAAGGAGCAGUCAGGUUCAUGGGCAAAAACUGCGAUGAACUCUACGAUCCCUGUAUUUUUGCACCUUGCAGCAACUGUACCAGUGAACUUGGGACUGAACAGUUCACUUGCCAUUGCCCAGAUGGCUUCACAGGAAACAGAUGUGAUCAGGAUGUAGAUGAAUGUCAGCAUGACCCCUGCAGUGGUGUGAAGUCCAACUGUGUGAACAAAGUCAAUGGGUAUUCAUGCCACUGUCCUCUUGGUCUGGGAGGUGACGACUGCCAGGAGAACAUGGCCACUUGCUCAGAGGAAACAUGUCAGAAUGGUGCUACUUGCCUGGACAUCCCUGACCAGGGCCCUCAGUGCCAAUGUGCUGCUGGAUUCCAAGGGAAUAACUGUGAGGAGAAUAUUGACGAGUGCUGGUCUGACCCCUGCCAAAAUGGAGCCAUCUGUAAAGACAUAGUUGAUGGCUACCAGUGUUUCUGUGUGCCUGGAUAUCAGGGCUAUCAUUGUGACCUUGACAUAAAUGAGUGUGCCUCACAACCCUGUCAGAACAAUGGCACAUGUCUGGAAUUGGUGGAUCACUACAUGUGUGACUGCACUCCAGGUUUUAAAGGUAUCAACUGUGAGGAGGAGAUCAAUGAGUGUGAGUCUCUUCCCUGUCAGAAUGGCGCCACCUGUCAAGACCAUGUUGCCUUGUACUCGUGUGAGUGCAUGGCAGGUUUCCAGGGCCAGGAUUGCGAGGUCAACAUUGAUGAAUGUGCCAGCAUCCCUUGUCUGAACAGGGGCAAGUGCAAAGAUAGGGUCAACAGUUAUCAGUGUGACUGUGACGGGACGGGCUUCACCGGGGACCACUGUGAAAACGACAUCCUGGAAUGUGCAUCUGAUCCCUGCCAGCAUGGAGCCACGUGCUCAGAGGGAAUCAACCAGUACAUGUGCCUCUGCUGGCCAGGUUAUGAAGGAGAGAACUGCCAGGUGGAUAUAGACGAGUGUGAACAGCAUCCAUGUGAAAAUGAUGGAGAGUGUUUCCAGCGCUCCAUUUUCCAGAACUAUGGGACGCUUCCUGAACUGACAACAGUCAACUUCAGCUACAAUGUGGCAGCUGGGUUCAUUUGUCAAUGCCUGCCAGGAUUUGCAGGAGAUAACUGCACAGUCAAUGUGGACGAAUGUGAGUCUGCUCCAUGUCAUCAUGGUGGGAGUUGUCAGGAUCAGAUCAACUCCUUUCGAUGUGUGUGUCCAGAGGGCUUCACAGGUGUUCUCUGUGAGGUUGACAUCAAUGAGUGUGACAGCAAUCCCUGCCAGAAUGGUGCCACGUGUGAGGAUGCUGCCAACUCUUACAGGUGUCACUGCCCCACAACAGAUCGGGGUCAGGAACCCUGGGGGGGCCGUGAUUGUGACGUGAAGCUGCUUGGCUGCCGGCAGCAUCAGUGUCAGCAUGGGGCAACUUGCAUCCCCAUAUUAAAUGUUGCCGGAGGUCACAGUUACAUCUGUAUGUGCUCCCCUGGCUGGGGCGGAGAACGCUGCAACACCCUAACCACCUUCUCCUUCAACAUAGAGGGCUAUGUUCUCAUGCAGCUGCCUGUUUUCGACAACAAGACAAAACGAGAGGCUGUCGAAAAAAUCUAUGCACUCCACAUGCAGCUUCGUUUCAGGAGUACUCUACCCAACAUGCUGCUGUACUACCGGGGCACCAUGGACCGUUUCCUCUCCCUGGAGCUAGUUGACGGCACUCUGCAGGCUACGUUGAGCUCAGAGAAGGUAUUGAAGGUAGUUUACCCCAUCCCGGUCAAUGAUGGAGAAUGGCAUCAGGUGACUGUAACUAUGGAUGAUGGGUUGGUUCUGACUGUGGCAGGACCUGGUUGUAAAGAAGAAUGCCAAGUGAGGAAUGACGGUCACAACCAUCUGAUUUUCCUACAGCCUAGAUUUUUCCAACAGCUCUAUAUAGGAGGAAUACCUCUGAAUUACUCAUCUCACUUAUCCAGUGGGAAGGGGUUCAUUGGCUGUAUGGAAGACCUUAAAGUUGACCACACACUGCUGCUGCCUCAGGACCUCAUCAGGGAGGAAAACAAGGGCUUGGAACUCGGAUGUUCCAAAAGGGACUGGUGCUCUGAGGGCGUCUGCUUGGACCGAGGACAGUGUGUGGACAUGUGGGUUCGUGCAAACUGUGUGUGUCAUCGCCCAUAUUAUGGCAGCCGCUGUGAAAAAGAAUACCAGUCAUUGACCUUUGGCCAUGAGAACACCAGCAGCUACUCUUCUGUCAACAUUUCCAACAGCCAUGGAGAAAACUUUACCAUUUCCUUUUUAAUGCGUUCCCUAAAACACAGCGGCCUGCUUCUGCAGUUCCACCGAGAGGGGAAGUCCUAUCUUACGAUCUAUCUGAAGGAAAGCACUGUUGCCAUCUACAGUCCUCACACAACUCUGCGGUCUGAGGCUAAGCAAGUCACUGAUGGAAAGAGUCAUUUAGUGACCAUAAAGAUUAUCAAUGGCCAUGUGGUUUUUCCUAAAGCGGGGAACCACCGUGCCUUAGGCAACCUGAGCGUAGAAGCAGGAGAUGUGGCAUUUAUUGGAGGGCUCCCUGCAGGCAGGAACGUGAAUGCCUGGGGUGGAAACUUCAAGGGCUGCCUUCAGGACAUGCGGCUGGAUGACAAACAAAUGAGUUCUGGGGAUCAUCUAGAGGGUUUGGAGCUUUAUCAAUCCACCAAGGUGAAUGUGCUUCAAGGCUGUCACAGUGACAACUCAUGCAAGGAUAACCCCUGUUUAAAUAACGGACAAUGUCAGGUCACUUGGAAUGACUUCACGUGUGUGUGCCCCAGUAACUUCUCGGGCCGGCUGUGUGAAACCCGCCUGUGGUGCAUUGAGAAGCCAUGUUUUGAAGGAGCAAUCUGUGUGGAUCUAACAGAUGGUUACGAAUGUUUAACAGAAGCUGCUUUUCAGCACAAUUCUCUUCAGUUUGUUGCCAAUGGCUCCCUGCUGAACCCUGUGACCAACAUCACCAUGGCCAUACGGACACGGGAUGAAAAUGGAAUCUUGUUGCGUUCUGAAGGCAGAGAUGAGGUUUUUUGUUUGGGUUUAUUAAACUCCAGCCUCCUGGUCAAGCUGGACAGUGGGCCAGGUGAAGAACUGCUGGCCUUUAUGAGUGACAGGACCAUUGCAGAUGGGGCAUGGCACCAGAUCCAGCUCAGUAUGGUCAACCCUCUCUUUUCAGUGUCUCGUUGGCACCUCGUAGUGGAUGGGCAGAAGGCUGGUGGCAGCUUUGGCGUUGGAGGAUAUCUCAACUUCAUGAAUAACAGCAAAGUUUGGCUGGCAGAAAACUACACUGGUUGUUUACGGGAAAUGAGAAUAGGUGGUGUCUACCUGCCUCUUCAAAAGGUACCAGAUGCCCCUCAGAAAAGCCAGUUCUCCUUGAUCAGUGGACUUCAGCCAAUCAUUGGAUGUCAAGGUGCACCAGUUUGUGAAUCCCAGCCCUGCCUUAACCAGGGACUCUGUCAGGACCAUUUUAACGAGUUUAACUGCAGCUGUAGCCCUGGAUGGGAAGGCAACCUGUGUGAGAAAGAAAUAAAUGAGUGCUCUUCAGCUCCCUGUGUCUAUGGGUCCUGUACAGACCUCAUGGCAGACUACCAGUGUACAUGUGAUCCUGGAUAUGAUGGGAUUAACUGCCAGAAUGAAGUGGAUAACUGUCUUGAGUUCAGCUGUGUUAACGGAGGAAUCUGUGAAGAAAUUGCUGGUGCUCAUACAUGUUCAUGUCCUCCUGGGUACAAGGGCACGCGCUGCCAAUGGCGUUUCCCUCCAGUAACUUGUGAUGCAAGCAAGGAUUGUCUCAAUGGUGGGGUUUGCAUAGGAGGCAACUGCACCUGCAAACCUGGAUAUACCAGCAUCAGGUGCGAGACGGAAAUAGAUGAAUGUGAGUCCAGUCCGUGUCAAAAUGGAGCCACUUGUCUAAACCGACUCAACCACUUCCAGUGUGUUUGUGUCCCAGGCUUCAGUGGCAAGCUGUGUGAGAGCAAUAAAGGAGAGCAUAAGGAAAGGGUUCCCUGGCUGGCAGUCACCAUCCCUCUGACUACCCUGUGUGUGCUGUUAGCCAUCCUGACUGUGUUUUUCCUGAUCAUGACAGCAAGAAAGAAGCGGCAGUCAGAGGGUACGUACAGCCCCAGCUCUCAGGAGGUGGCCGGUGCCAGGCUGGAAAUGGGUAGUGUGCUCAAAGUGCCACCAGAGGAGAGGCUGAUCUAAAGCCUUACAUUGCCACCUCGCUAUCUUACAUCCAAAGGAUGCAUAUCAACCCCAGAGAAAUAUUUAGCAGUAUCAUACUGCUUUAACCACAAAUAAGAGACAGUGGAAGAUGUCAUAAACUGCCUGGAGAAACUACUGGAUUCGUCAUUAAAUGGUUAACAAAGGAAAAACCUUUUUCUGCUGAUUCCAACAAUGACAAAGAAGAAUGAGGAAUGUAUGGCUGUUGAGGGGAAAUAAGCUUCUCCAUGUAUUUUAUAUAAUGUGAAAUUUGCACAACAGUCGGUUUACUGACAAGUCCUGGCAGCUUUUUUGACAAGCAAAAUCAUUUAAAACUUUUUAACUAUUUUCUUGUAACUAUUUUCUUGUACUCAUCCUUCUAUUCUUCUGCAUUUUUUUUCAGAUGAUAUAUUUUUCCUAAAGCUUUGAGAAUAAAAUCGUUCUGUGUGAAUGAUUUUACAGUUCAUGUGAGAAGUUUUCACAAAGUUCUCACUUGUGAGAACUUUGCCUCACAAUUGAAAGGUCUACAAAGUUUUACUGCUGCACAGAGGGAUGUCCCAAUCAUUUCAGAACAGGUAUCAGCCCAGUCCCCAUCUGGUUAAAAUAAAAUCUGCAAUUAUUAUGUGAUGCUCUAACACAGGUUAACAAUGUCAAACAAAGUGACAAUCUGCAAAUAUAAAGAUAUAUAUGUGUACAUCCGUAUAAUGUACGUAGAUGUACAUGCAUCUGUGUUUAAUAAACUCAAUUCAGUGGAGUGCUUUGUUGCAAUGGUUGGUCAUUGUUAUCACUCUAUAAAUUAGCUCACAGUGGAUUUUGUUGCAGUUUAAGGCAAAUACACUUCUCCUGCUUCAGAAACUGCAGACAGGUGUUUCUGUGUCCCGCACUGAAACUUUCUGAACUUGGCACACAAAGCAGAUCACGGGCAAAAAGCAAUGGGCAAAAAAAAUGGGCAAAAAAAAUGGGGGAAGAAAAAUGGGCAAAAAGCACAAAAAAAAUAUUUAGAUUCUAAGCAUAAUCUCCCCCAAAUUACGCAGAAACCGUAAUACAGCUUUAAGAGACUCAAGAAAAUCUGCAAUGAUAAUCAAAAUGUUACUAUGCAGAAUACAACUAAGGCGAAAUGACAGGCAAACAAAAAGGAACAGGCAAACUGAACAUGUCAAAAUCUGAUCAGAAUUCUGAGGCGAUACCUGGGAUUGGACUGGGACAUCCUGAGCUGUAUUAUUAUUCAGUAAACACUGUGGGGCUCAAUAGGCUAACCGUGCUACCUAUUAUUCUUAUUCUACUUAGUUUGAGUAUUUAUCCUCAUUUUUGUGUUUUGGGUUGAAUGUUCAUCUAAACUGCUCAAGUUGAAGUCACUGAAUCUUUUUCUAUAUUUUCAUAUGGAUAUUUGAAGUAUUUAUUUAAAAAUACGGUUGCUGUGGUCAGUGUGACAGAAAAUGCUCAAAAAGGGGAUAUUAAGUUUAAUCAAAUCAUAGUUGUGUACAUUUGUAUGUUCAACAAUUUGAUGUACAACCAUUAUUUAUGACAACUUCAAAAUAGGAAAAAAAACUGGCAUGGCCUUGUCCAGAGAAGAAAAAUAUAUCUACUGUUGAUCAGACAUAAAACACUGUCAUUAAUUGCAAAUAGGCUGCUUAUGUAGGAAAAAUAAUCUGCUUUAAUAAAGAGUAAUUGUUGUGGUGUGAUAAUGCCAUGACAAACUAAACCACCUCACUAAGUGUAAUGAGAGUGGAAAAAUUCUGUGUAACUUCAAGAUUUUCAAGCUACACUUUAAAGUGUGCAUCUGAAAAAACAAUCCAUUUGAAGAACCUGACAGCCUUCCGCUGCAUGAGAGGAAUGUGAUCAGGAAGCUGCUACAAAACACAGAGCUGAGAAAAGGCACCGGUGUGAGGGGUGCAACAGAUUAGUUCUAAUCUUCCUUACAGUGAACAGAAACCUGGGAAACCUGGGUUUGGAGAACCAGCUAAGAAUAUGAUCAAAAUCAAAACAUGCUGGACUGCCAUAUGGACUGAACAAAUAUUUUAUAUGAUAUUGUUGCACCUUAUCACUUUGAAAUCUGACAUGAUUUAUGCAUUUUUGCUUUCAUCCGAUCCGUAAAAAUGCAACAACAGAUAAAGUGAAGAAAAGUAACUUCAUAAAUAACUUGUGGCUUAUAAAAAUAUAGCAGGAAGUUAACCUGCUUCAGUCACUGUGAGGUUCGUUGAACUUUCAUUUUACAAGGGUUUAAAAUUGUAAACAAACUUUGCCUGGUUGAUUGGUUGAAAAAUGAAUAAACAGAUGAAAUGUGUUUCCUAACACUGCUGAAUUAGGAAAUACUUUUGAUGUUGAUGCCUGCCUUUGAUCUGGUCCUGCUCAUAGCACUGGUUUGUUCAAACCGAGGACAAACUGACCGCUGCCUCCUCCAGGUGUGAUACUGACGACUUAUUAACAAAAAAAACCUGACAAUGUUCUUUUUACUUUUUGACAGGCAUUGUAUUAGUACAAGAAGAAUCAUGUUAGCUACUUUGUAAUAUUAGGAAAUUAUUUCAACAUGCUCCUGUACGUCUCCAUAUCCAGAAAAAUCCCAUAACUUGCUUGCCUUUUUCUUCUGUUCUCUGGUGCUGAUAACUUCUCAAAAUCAUUCAAAGAACUGCUUUUGCGAUACUGAAAGGUGCUCAUUUGAAAUCAAGUCACUACCCUCAUCUUAUGGCAUGGAUAACUAGGUUCUGCAGAAGAAGUUACUUAUAUAUUGAUGGAAAAAACAAACAUCAGAAUUAUGUAUUACGAGAUGAAAUAAGAGCAACAAUGGGCUGGUGAACCCAGGUGUUAACAAAACAAUAUAAAACUAUUGGACUUUGUUUUAUCUUACAAACAUCUGGUUUUUGAAGUUGUUCAUGUAAAUUGUGUUUUACAUGAGUCAAAUGUGACGUAAAUGACUGCAUAUUGGAGUAGUUUUAGAGAGAAUGAAGCAAAAUGCCAAAAGUCUGGUUGAAAAAAGAAAAAGGUGUUGAAUCUACACAUAAAAGAAUAUGUUGCUGUUUUUUUUUACAUUUCCUGUUCAAGCCAUCUUCUCUUGCAAAAGGGAAGUUGGUUGGAAUUGAGGUGUUUAAUGUAUUUCUUACAUCUGGAUGAUUUCUUGCUACAAAGUAAAUAUGUAUUCAUGUAAUAUAUGUACAGUCAGGCCAAACUGUAUUUUGUUGCUUAGUUUUUUUUUUCUCUUUCUCUCAGUUUUUUCAAGAACAUUGCUGAGAAGAACAUUGCUGCACAUCUAUUACUCCCAUAAUCUAUGGUGGCAUAUUAGUUUUUCAUCAGGAGGUGUUGCAUUUUAACCUGAUUAGGUAAACAGCAAUCAAAAGCAAUAAAGGGAAUACAAAGAAACAAAGUUAUUUGUUAUUUAUUACUGACAUAUUAUACUGUAAAUCUGUGUUUGUUUAUUUUGCAAAAGCAAUUGUUAGGCUAAUUGUAUUAAGUGAAAUAAUGUCUGCAAAUCUCAUUCCUGUACUGAUGAAAUAAUAUAAAAUUUGAAAAUAGGAAAACUUAUAUGUUCAUGGUGCAACACUGAUAUGUGCCUUGAUGUUUUUCUGAACCCAUGAACCUGAUGUGUCCCAUGAUGCUGUAUGGAUGCUCUGUGUUCAGAUCAACUGGCAGACUGAAGCAGACUCAGAUCUUACAAUAUUGACAACAUGCUAUUUUACACUAUUAUUCAAAGAUGAAAGUAUGUAGUAUUUUCAGAAUGGUUGUGGAUCAUUUAAACUUAUAAUGUGCUCAGCUUUGGUAAAAAUGAAGUUCCUAUGAAACAGUUCCUACUAGUUUCACUUUUAUGCAAUAGAGGAAAAAGUAGUUCCCUGAAGCUGUGUAGCAAGAGCCUACACAGCUCUUGCUAUCAGUUUCACUGAUUUGAACUCAGCCUACAUGUGUCAACAUUUCUUUGGCUUUGAAUUUGUAUGUGUUGAUCUGAUAUCAUGCCCAUUGUCUUUGAAGAUAUCCUUUUGCAAGACAACUCUUCAUAUGCACUGACUGAACCUGUCUAUGUGAAGAUGCAUAUGUUUGACAUUGAUAGAUUUUAUAUGUUUUAUCUUUGUAUAAAUAGAAACAUGUGGUUGUCAAUCACA
This is a messenger RNA of Poeciliopsis prolifica (blackstripe livebearer), 8595 nucleotides long. Its product is annotated as protein crumbs homolog 2-like. Bases 134 to 4510 code for a protein of 1458 amino acids. Lineage: Eukaryota; Metazoa; Chordata; Actinopteri; Cyprinodontiformes; Poeciliidae. Gene Ontology annotation, cellular component: protein-containing complex; plasma membrane. The record is from RefSeq and is a predicted model, not a curated record. The transcript has 13 exons. Gene Ontology annotation, molecular function: calcium ion binding. Gene Ontology annotation, biological process: heterophilic cell-cell adhesion; establishment or maintenance of epithelial cell apical/basal polarity.